Molecule: messenger RNA, 8534 nt
Organism: Chelonia mydas (Green sea turtle)
Lineage: Eukaryota; Metazoa; Chordata; Testudines; Cheloniidae
Gene: ATP11B
Product: ATPase phospholipid transporting 11B (putative)
Exons: 29
Coding region: 249-3701 (1150 amino acids)
Biological process (GO): phospholipid translocation
Cellular component (GO): endoplasmic reticulum; plasma membrane; trans-Golgi network
Molecular function (GO): ATPase-coupled intramembrane lipid carrier activity; ATP hydrolysis activity; ATP binding
Source: RefSeq, a predicted model, not a curated record
UUCCUGGAGGCGGGGCGGACCGCCGGGAGAACCUGCUUCGGUGACCACAGCGGCUCUUUGAUGGCGGCUGUCGGGCGGCCGCGGCCCCGCCGGCUCCGGGUGCUGGGCGGGCUGCGCCGCGCCUAAGGAGGCGCCGCGUCUCUGCGCCAUGGGGAGGCGGAGCAGCGGCGGGCGGCUGCACUGAGGCGGCGGGACCGAGCGGCACUUUCGAGGGGAAACCCCACUCCGGGACCUGCAAGGCCGGGGGGAUGUUACGGUGGAUCCGCCAGCAGCUGGGUUUUGACCCACCACAUCAAAGUGAUACACGAACGAUUUACAUAGCAAAUCGUUUCCCCCAGAAUGGCCAUUAUAUUCCUCAGAAAUUUGCAGAGAACAGAAUCAUUUCAUCUAAGUAUACGGUGUGGAAUUUUAUUCCGAAAAAUUUAUUUGAGCAGUUCAGAAGAGUAGCCAAUUUUUAUUUUCUUAUUAUAUUUUUGGUCCAGCUUAUGAUAGAUACACCUACCAGUCCUAUUACAAGCGGAUUGCCAUUAUUCUUUGUCAUAACUGUAACAGCCAUAAAACAGGGGUAUGAAGACUGGUUACGACAUAAAGCAGACAAUGAAGUAAAUGGAGCUCCAGUUUAUGUCGUUCGAAGUGGUGGCCUUGUAAAAACUAGAUCAAAAAACAUUAGGGUGGGUGAUAUUGUCAGAGUAGCCAAAGAUGAGACUUUCCCUGUUGAUCUUGUACUUCUGUCCUCCGAUAGAGUGGAUGGUUCGUGUCAUGUUACUACUGCUAGCUUGGAUGGAGAAACUAAUCUUAAGACUCAUGUUGCAGUCCCAGAAACAGCAGUAUUACAGUCAGUUGCCAACCUGGACACACUCGUAGCUGUUAUAGAAUGUCAACAGCCAGAAGCAGACCUAUACAGAUUUGUUGGAAGAAUAACUAUAAGUCAUCAGAUUGAGGAAAUUGUGCGACCUCUUGGGCCUGAAAGUCUUUUACUUCGAGGAGCAAGAUUAAAAAACACAAAAGAAAUUUUUGGUGUUGCUGUGUAUACGGGUAUGGAGACAAAGAUGGCAUUAAAUUACAAGAGUAAAUCUCAGAAACGAUCAGCAGUAGAAAAGUCUAUGAACUCAUUUUUGAUUAUCUAUUUAAUAAUCCUCCUUUUUGAAGCAGUCCUGAGUACAAUUUUAAAAUAUGCAUGGCAAGCUGAAGAAAAAUGGGAUGAACCUUGGUAUGACCAGAAAACUGAACAUGAAAGAAACAGCAGUAAGAUUCUGAGAUUUAUUUCAGAUUUUCUUGCUUUUCUGGUACUUUACAAUUUUAUCAUCCCUAUUUCGCUUUAUGUGACUGUUGAGAUGCAGAAAUUUCUUGGAUCUUUUUUUAUUGGCUGGGAUCUUGACCUCUAUCAUGAAGAAACAAACCAGAGAGCACAAGUAAAUACUUCAGAUCUCAAUGAGGAGUUAGGACAGGUGGAGUAUGUGUUUACAGAUAAAACUGGUACACUAACUGAAAAUGAAAUGCAGUUUCGGGAAUGCUCUAUUAAUGGCAUCAAAUACCAAGAGAUCAAUGGCAAACUAGUUCCAGAGGGGUUGACUGAGGAUUCCCCAGAUGGAAUUAGACCGAGUCUUAUGAAAGAGGAAGAGCUUUUCUUGAAAGCAGUCUGUCUCUGUCACACAGUGCAUAUCAGUGCAGAUCAAACCGAUGGCAUUGGUGAUGGGCGCUGGCGUGCCAAUGGAAUAGUGUCUCAGCUGGAGUACUAUGCUUCCUCACCAGAUGAGAAGGCUUUAGUUGAAGCUGCUAGCAGAGUUGGUGUUGUAUUUACUGGAACUAAUGGGGAAGGUAUGGAAGUGAAAAGCCUUGGAAAACCAGAAAGGUUUAAAUUACUUCAUGUUUUGGAGUUUGAUCCAAAUCGUAGACGAAUGAGUGUCAUCGUAGAGAGUCCCUCUGGAGAAAAGCUCUUAUUCACAAAAGGAGCAGAAUCUUCCAUUCUUCCUCACAGUAGAGGGGGAGAAAUAGACAAAACAAGGAUUCACGUAGAUGAAUUUGCUUUGAAAGGGUUAAGAACUUUAUGUGUAGCCUAUAGAAGAUUCACAGCUGAGGAAUAUCAGGAAAUAGACAGACGCCUUCAUGAGGCUAGAACUGCCUUACAGCAACGAGAAGAACGACUGGCAGAUGUAUUCAACUUCAUAGAAAAGGAUCUGGAAUUACUUGGGGCUACAGGAGUAGAGGACAAACUCCAAGAUAAAGUCCAAGAAACUAUAGAGGCACUCAGACUGGCUGGUAUCAAAGUGUGGGUGCUUACUGGAGAUAAGCAUGAAACAGCUGUUAGUGUGAGUUUAUCAUGUGGACACUUCCAUAGGACCAUGAACAUCCUUGAACUUGUACAACACAAAUCAGACAGUACAUGUGCAGAGCAGCUGAGGCAGCUAGCCAGGAGAAUAAAGGAUGAUCAUGUAAUCCAGCAUGGGCUGGUUGUGGAUGGGACCAGCCUCUCUCUUGCACUCAGGGAACAUGAAAAACUGUUCAUGGAAGUUUGUAGAAAUUGUUCUGCAGUGCUGUGUUGUCGCAUGGCACCCCUGCAAAAAGCCAAGGUAGUACGACUGUUAAAAACAUCUCCAGAGAAACCUAUAACCUUAGCCAUUGGUGAUGGGGCUAAUGAUGUAAGCAUGAUACAAGAAGCGCAUGUUGGCAUAGGAAUCAUGGGGAAAGAAGGAAGGCAAGCUGUAAGAAACAGUGACUAUGCAAUAGCAAGGUUUAAAUUCCUCUCCAAGUUGCUUCUUGUUCAUGGCCACUUUUACUAUAUUAGGAUAGCAACCCUUGUACAGUACUUUUUUUAUAAGAAUGUAUGCUUUAUUACACCACAGUUUUUAUAUCAGUUCUUUUGUUUGUUUUCACAACAAACGCUCUAUGACAGUGUGUACCUGACUUUAUACAACAUUAGUUUCACUUCUUUGCCUAUUCUGAUGUACAGUCUUUUUGAACAGCAUGUUCACCCUCAUGUAUUACAGAGCAAGCCAACACUCUAUAGAGACAUUAGGAAAAAUGCACUCUUGGGCUUUAAACCGUUUCUUUACUGGACCAUUUUGGGGUUCUCUCAUGCAUUUGUUUUCUUCUACGGCUCAUAUCUUCUGAUGGGAGAAGACACUUCUCUGCUGGGAAAUGGCCAGAUGUUUGGAAACUGGACUUUCGGUACUUUGGUCUUUACUGUUAUGGUUAUAACUGUUACAGUGAAGAUGGCUUUAGAGACCCAUUUCUGGACUUGGAUAAAUCAUUUUGUUACGUGGGGCUCCAUUGUAUUUUAUUUUCUAUUUUCCUUGUUUUAUGGGGGAAUUAUCUGGCCAUUUUUGCAUACGCAGGACAUGUACUUCGUAUUUGUUCAGUUGCUGUCGAGUGGUUCCGUUUGGUUUGCCAUAAUCAUCAUAGUUGUCACUUGUUUGUUUCUUGAUGUUGUGAAGAAAGUGCUGUGCAGACAUCUACAACCAACAAGUACUGAAAAAGCUCAGCUUACUGAGACAGGUUCAGGUAUCAACUGCUUGGACUCCAUGUGCUGCUUCUCAGAUGGGGAAACAGCAUGCGCAUCUGUUAGAAGAAUGUUGGCACGACUAAUGGGAAGAUGCAGUCCAACCCGGGUCAACAGGUGUGGAAUUUCUCUCAAUAGCCUUUGCUGCAGACGAUUCUCCUACAAACUGGAACCUGAUGAGCCUGCAGCUAUUGAUGUCUAGCAAACCAGUUGCAGGUUUUGCGUAAUUAAACAGGAAAUGUUAUUCUUUAUAGGCCUUUUUGAUCCUAAAAGAUCCAUUUCUUGCUUACUGGGAGUGCUUUCGUUAGAAAAAGGAAGAAAACGGUUUUUCAAGAAACAGAACUCUCUUCAAACUUUUUGUUUGGUCUUUCUAGUAUGAGAUCUUGUGUUGUGUAUAUAUGGUAUUUUCUCUGGGUUUGUACAUCCUUCUGUUUAGAAAAACAAACCUCACUGUGCUGAUUGUUUUCCUGAUCCAGCUUUUUGCCUUCACAAAUCAAGUGUUGUUUGUAAAGUCAAAAGGCUUUUCCUUUGAUACUUAUGUGUGUCCUCCAAAUAGUCCUAGAUUAGCUUGAGUUACUUCUAAAGAUAUACAAAAUGGUCGUAUUUCCCCCAGACAAUAACUCCAUCAUUAAAAGGAAAGUCUUUAGACUUUUCAUCCAUUGGUGGUUACUAAAAUUAAAUAUUUUUUGUAAUAUAACUUUUAUACUCUAUUUCUAGAAACCAGCUAAUUUACAAAACAAAGCCUUCAAGUUGACUUAGUUUUAAGGAUUUUUCUGUUUGUAUCAAAAAUGUCAGCAAAAUCAUGGGUGCCAUUUAAAAAUAUGUGCUAAAUGUCUUCUUGAAUUACAUACACUAAAACACACAUUGGUGGAAGAAAAACAUAAGAAUUAUCAGAAAUAUUUGUAACAAGUAAUGCUGACAUCUUGCAACAAACAUAGCCGUGAAAGAAAUUUAGAAAGUGAUUUUGAGAUCUACUGAAGUGAACACUUUCACAUCUCCCCAUUUCAAAAAAACUCAGAGAACUAGGUAACAAAUAUGGAGGUAUUUGGGGGUAAAAAUAAAAAACCUUUUGUACAUCAUAGUCUGUCUUUUGCUGAAUGAUAUCAUAGUCCUCCAUUAUUCAAAAGCCAAACCUGGAAAAAAAAUUGCACUUCUCACAUUUACAUGGGGUUUCCUUUAAUAAGUGAACAGCUGUCUCUUUUCAAGUUAAAGGAUGUGAUAUCGUUCAUACAAAAUAAAAUCUUCUAUGGGUAAUUUAUACUGACAUGCAUUGUCAGUUCUGAUUUUACCUUUAGGUGUUGACUUGGUAUGUGGUACAUUUCAGCUUUAAAAUUCUUGUGUUAACACAGUGUCUGUGAUUCUAAUCAUCUUCUUUAUUCUGGCUUGCUUAUGAAAUUUUGUUAGUUAUUUCCAUAAAUCUAGGGUAUAAUUAUGCAAAAAUAUCUUGUGUAUAAGAAGGAACUGUUUAUGAUCAAGUAAAUUUUUUUAAAUCAAAACUCUUGCUGUAUAGUAAGCAGGCAUGAUGUGUAAAAUAAACAGUUGAAUAGAAUUUUUAAACUACAAGAUGAGCAUUUAAUUGUCUAAAACCAACAUUUCUGUAGUGGUUCCUUUAGGUAUAUUUUCACUUAUUGUUAUCUUCUGUAACAAAUGAAAACUAUGUGUUGCAAAUUAGAAACUUUUAUUUUCCAUGCUGCUUUCUUUGUUCUGAUGUCAUCUAAUAAGUGAUACGGUUUUUGGCCAAAAAUUUGUUUGUUGUGCAGGAUCUCAUAAAGGUAGGUAUAAUUAUUUUUUCAUUCUGCUAGGCAUCUAGAUUUUUUUACAAUUUCCUCCCUCCUCCUUCAGUGAGAUCUAUUAAUAAUAAAAAUAUCAUAUUUGACAGAAUAUAAAGCACUUUUUCAAUAUUGUGCUAUUUCUCAGGUUACUUGUCUGUUACCGCUUGUCAUCUUUUUUUUUUCCUAACGACUGUACCGUCUAACUGAAUAAUUUUAAGGCCUGAAAGAGAGUUGUUAAAGCAUUAGAAUUAACAUGGCUUCAAACAAAUGACUAUGCAAAACAAUCUAGGUGCUAGUCAAAGGGCUUUAGGAGUUCCAUGGUUGCUGCUGCAGCUCCAAGAUUUAUAUUGAAGUGGCUCUUCACAACCCUUUCAGUUUCACCUUAUGACAGUAACUAAAAAAGAAUCUGCUUGCUUUAUUUAUUACGUGUUUGUUUUCUGAGUGACUCCAGCUCCUUCCCUUCAGCAUUUCUAUUUAAAAUCUAGUCUAAAAGUGGUAGGAGGAUGUAUUUACGUUCUUCCCCUCACUUCCCUUGCAGUACGUGAAAGUUGCUGAAUACUUUUGUUGAACAUACUAAUUAUGUAAGUCACAUAAAACAGUUACCAGCUGUGAAAUACUGAAGGUACAGUUAAGUACUUUUAAUCCCAAAAUAAAUUUACUGCUCAGUAUUAAGCUUAGAUGAGGCUUGGGUACAAAUGCAAUUUAGAUUUUACUAAAUAGCUAUUGUCUUUUAGAAGAUGCAUGGAAUCUCGAAUGUAAUAGACUAUUGUGUAAUGUUACUGGUGGUGUGAACCAACUGUUCUAUUCCAUCCCAGAGGUAGCUGAAUAUCAUUGAUGAAUUAAGUGAUACCUGUAUAUAUGUAGCUUGUAAAAGUGCUUUGUAGUGCUUUGUAAUGAAAAGCACUUUUCCAAUUCUGUUGGUACAGAUAGCUUGUGUUUAUAUACAAUAUGUGCACCUAAUAUUCCGUCAAAUAUGAUAAUGGGAUAUGAAAUUAGACAUGCUAUCAAAUUUUGGAUGGGAGCCAUUUCUUUUGAUCUCAAGGUGUACAAAUGCUUGGAGUAGAGGGCAACCGGCAUAAAGUACUGCAGUUUUAUUGUUUUUUAAAAUAUAAUCAAAAUACAUUUUUCAUUGUUUCAUUCAUUUAAAAUAAAAUUGAAAGACUGCAUGUUUCUUGCAAAUCAGUAAAAUGCAUUUCUGUCUGUCUCUCUUCCAUUAAACUGUCUGUCUACUCAUCAGCCAAUAAAAUAUUAAAAAUUCUGGAUCACACAUAAGUUCUUAUGGUAGAACCCAUUACUGAAUGAUCUGGACUUGUCAUUAGCCAAUACACUUGUCAAGGUACAUGUAUGUACUAUUUUUGGAGAAACAGCAGAUUUCUGACAGAGGUGGGCUUUGUGCAUAAAUUGUUUCCACUUUAUGGCCCUCUUCCUUCUUACCCUUUAUUUUCAACUUUUAAUCUAAUAUGUUGACUUUAGCAAUCCUGCCAAAGCAGUGGCCUAUAUACAGGAUUUAUUCAUCUAGGGAAAUAACUUACUCUUAGGUGAAAAACACUGGUAGAUCAAAAAGCAAUGAUAGUUUGGAUAUUUUUUUCACUUGUCAUACAUUUUAGUUUAAAUCUAGUACAGCCAAUAGUAAAAUAUAUCUUAAUGGCUAUAGUUAAGCUAUUAGAUGAAAUUUGUUCCAAGUUAAGUUGCUCACAGCAUCAGUAUUAAAAUAUUUAAAUAAAACACCAAUAUAUUAGCAUACUGCAAUUAGCUAUUUGUGUACUGAGAGGAUUUGUUAGAAUGAUCUUACUAUGCCAAAAAUAAAAUGUAGUAUUCACUCUGCCUGAUUUACAUAUAUAAUAUUGAAGUUACCUCAAAAAGCCUAGAAGCCCCAUAUAAUUUAAAUUUAUAGCAGAUUAAAUAUCUUUUUAGUCAUGGUAUAGUGAAUUUUUAAAAUAGUCUGUUCAGAAAAUUCAAGAAAUAGUUGCUACAGCAUAUUUUUGAGGGUUUGAAUGAAUUGCGGGUGUCAGGAUGGAAUUAACGGACUACAGUUUUAAAGAAAGGAGUAAUUUGCUUUAUGCUCUUAGACCUUUUCUCCUCUCACCUAAAAGUAUAGGUUCCUAGUCAGCCAAACUUUUCUUUUAUUGUUACUGUAGAUCAUGGAGCUCAUCGGAUCCCUACUAUACCAGCGACAGAAGCAUCUUGACUCUCUCCACAAUGGACUCAUCCACUUGUUAACAAGAACAUUUGUUAGUGCCUGGUGGAAGCCAUAUGGUGCUUACAUAUUUAUAAUAGGUUAUGCAUGAGUUCAGUGCUGUAUCCUCUGUCCUAGAAAAUGUGCUAGCACAACAAAAACAUCUAAAUACAAACCUCGUGGUCUAUCUUGUAGCAUAGCAAAACAUACAUGUGAAGGAUAAUCUCUUCCACUACAUUUUUCUAAUCUUAUAACCAAAUAUUUGUAUGCUUUUUCUCUGCCCAUUUCCUCUUCGUGUUAAGAGGUUGGAAUCCUGUGUUUGACAUUUUAUUUGAAAUCUCAAGGUGAGGCAAUGACCAAAAGUUUCUGUUCCCAAGUAAUUGAUUUGAGGGUAUGAACUUAUUUUGAAGUCUGAUUUUGUAAAUUAAGCUGAUUUUUUUUCCCCCCUCCUUGGGGGGGAAAAAAUUUUUUUAUUCUAAAUUUGUAUUGAAGCUUCUUGUUAUGCUAACUUCUUAGUUUACAAAUAAACAAAACUCUUGUUUUUUCCCUGGGCAAGUCAAUUAAUUAAUAUAUCACUUUAAAAAAACCUGAGCUGGUGGAUUAGCUGUUAAGAGAUGGAAAUACCAUCCGCAUAUCUGUAGUGGUGUACAAAUGGCAAUAUACUAGUAAAAUAUGACAUAGCCCUUUUCAAAGUGGUGACAAAAGCAUAGCAUUGUGCACCCUUCAGGUAUGAUAAGAAUCUCAUGUUCUUUACAGGUAAUAUUUAAGAGCCAGUCAUUCUCGUCCAUAACCAUUACAUCCUACAUGUUUUAAUAACUAUUAUUGAUCCUGACAUGGAAAAAUAGGUGGAAAACAUGUUGAAUGGAUUGUACAGUUGUCUCACUGGCAUACGUAUUGAAAAUUUAAAGGGUUUAAUCCUUUUAACAUUGUUGCGGGGUUGCAUGUUUUAUUUUUAAUAUAUUUAUAUUUGUUCAUACUGUACUUUGAAGAUUUAAUUAAGCAUUAUCUUCAUAUAUCUGAAGGAUCUGACACAUUGAUGGCAAUGGUUUGAUAUACAAUUAUCUCAAUAAAAACAAAGUGCACAGAU